This is a messenger RNA of Arachis ipaensis, 555 nucleotides long. RefSeq lists its product as uncharacterized. Gene Ontology annotation, molecular function: catalytic activity. NCBI's taxonomy places the organism in Eukaryota, Viridiplantae, Streptophyta, Magnoliopsida, Fabales, Fabaceae. The record is from RefSeq and is a predicted model, not a curated record.
AUGACUAUAGGAUCAUGGAAUGUUAGGGGGUUAAGGGGGGAUGGGAAGAUGAGGAUGGUGAAGGACCUAAAGAAAAAAUAUAGAUUGAACAUGUUAGGCCUGGUAGAGACUAAAAGACAGACUAUAACAAGAUUUGAUGUUUUGAAAAUUUGGGGAAAUGGCUGUAUAGGGUGGGAGUAUGUGGGGUCUGAUGGUGCGUCUGGUGGGCUAAUGUUAGUGUGGGAUGAUGGUUUUUUUAAAUUGCGUAAUUUCCAUAAAGGAGAGAGGCGGUUGUGUGUAGAAGGGAGCUUGGUGAACAAUAAUGUUGAUUGUGCUUUUUUCUUAGUUUAUGGUGCGCAUUCUAGAAAUGAAAAACUUAUUGUGUGGGAGGAGUUGAGUUACAUAACUGGUUUGUGCCAAGGCCCCUGCUGCUUUCUUGGGGACUUUAAUGAGAUUGUACAGGUGGAGGAAAGACAAGGCACAGAUACGUUAACUCCAUCGGCGGAAGAUUUCAAGAAUUGGAUAGCUGACAUGGGAUUGGAGGACUUGCCAAUCACUGACCGUAAAUUUACAUAG